Messenger RNA from Lates calcarifer (barramundi perch), 6185 nucleotides. RefSeq names its product neuronal cell adhesion molecule. Lineage: Eukaryota; Metazoa; Chordata; Actinopteri; Centropomidae. The transcript has 32 exons. Gene Ontology annotation, biological process: cell-cell adhesion; brain development. The record is from RefSeq and is a predicted model, not a curated record. Gene Ontology annotation, molecular function: cell-cell adhesion mediator activity. The coding region runs from base 378 to 4322 and encodes 1314 amino acids.
UGUGCAUGUGUGUGUGUGUAUGUGUAUGUGAACUGGUGGGAGAGGAGAGGACCAGUGACUGAGAGGCAGAGGAGACAAGUGCAAGAGGCUCGGCGCUGAGCGGGACUCCACGUAAAUAAACACACAGCCGACGGUAUCGCUCUGUCGCGGGGGACUGAAGAUACAGAACAGGCUUUGCGUUUCGCACCGCCGAGGGAGGAGAUAAGAUUGAAGAAAACCACAGAGGAAGACGAACAAGACGACUUACCAGGGAGGAGGAGGAGAGAGGGGAUUUGGGUUUCUCUGUUGUGAGUGUGCACGUGUCCUCAGACAGUGUGACCGAGAGGGGAGGCGGGGCGUCGCUGUAUUUUGGGGGCAGACCUUCACGUCACACACCGAUGAUGGAGAGGAGGAGGAUGGAUGCAGCACUCCUGGUGCUGUUAAUGGGACACCUCGCCACGGCGCUGGAGGUCCCACUAGACCUGCCGCAGCCACCGACCAUAACUCACCAAUCCCCCAAGGAUUACAUCAUCGACCCACGUGAGAACAUUAUAAUCCACUGUGAGGCGAAGGGGAAGCCUCAUCCCAGUUUUUCCUGGACGAGAAAUGGGACCCACUUUGACAUUGACCAGGACUCCAAUGUAAUCAUGAGGCCCCACUCAGGGACCCUGGUGGUGGACAUCAGCAGGGAGAAGGCUGAGCAUUAUGAGGGGGUGUACCAGUGCACGGCAAGAAACAAACAUGGAACAGCUGUUUCCAACAACAUAGUCGUACGACAGUCCAGGUCCCCCCUGUGGUCAAAGGAGAAAAUCAAGCCAAUCGUUGUUCAGGAGGGUGUGUCCUUGGUGCUUCCGUGUCGUCCCCCUGCCGGUCUGCCCCCUCCCAUUAUAUUCUGGAUGGACAAUAACUUUCAGAGGCUGCCUCAGAGCAGCAGGGUGUCCCAGUCCCUGAACGGAGACCUUUACUUCUCUAAUGUGCUCCGAGAGGAUUCCAGGAAUGACUACAUCUGCUACGCCCGCUUCCCACACACACAAACCAUCCAGCAGAAACAACCCAUCACUGUCAAGGUCCUCAACCUGGAUGCAAUCAAUGACACAAUGGCAGCUUUUUACAAUGACACUGAUUUAUUUAGUGAAGACCCAAUGGAUGAGAGGAGGCCAACUUUCCUCAUCCCAUCUGGCUCCUCCAGCUCCAAGAUGGUGUUGAGAGGACAGGUGCUGGAGAUGGAGUGUAUUGCAGGGGGACUGCCCACUCCCGAAAUCUCCUGGACCAAAGUCAGCGGAGAUCUCCCAGCCAAGCGCACGUCCUUCCUGCACUACCAGAAGACGCUUCGUAUUGUGAAUGUGUCGGAGUCAGACGCAGGAGAUUACCGCUGCACAGCCCGGAACCGGCUUGGCUCGGUGCAUCACACCAUCCGUGUCGCAGUCAAAGCUGCUCCGUAUUGGAUCAGUGGUCCUUCCAGGAACCUUGUCUUAGCUCCAGGAGAGAAUGGUGUGCUGACCUGCAGGGCCAGUGGCACUCCAAAGCCCUCCAUCACCUGGGCUAUGAAUGGCAUCCCAAUAGAGAAUUCACCUAAUGAUGUUAGUAGAAAAGUGGAGGACGACACCAUCAUCUUCACUGAUGUACAGAUUGGAUCCAGCGCCGUCUAUCAGUGUAAUGUCUCCAAUGACUAUGGGUACCUCCUGUCCAACGCCUUUGUCAACGUCCUCUCCGAGCCGCCCAGAGUGCUGACACCGGCCAACAAAGUCUACCAGGUCAUCAAAAAUCACCCGGCCCUGAUAGACUGCGCUUCCUUCGGGUCACCCAUCCCUAAAAUUACAUGGUUCAAAGACAGUCGGUCCAGCACCCUGGAUGGAGAACCUUACAUCAAGCAUGACAACGGGACUUUAGAGAUUCACAUAGCACAGGCUGAACACAGCGGCAAAUACACCUGCGUGGCCAGAAACAUCCUUGGUAUCUAUGAGAAUCACAUCUACCUGGAGGUCAAAGAGCCCACCCGAAUACUGAAGCAGCCAGAGUACAAAGUGGUCCAGAGGGGUAAGUCUGUGGUGUUUGAGUGUAAGGUGAAACAUGACCCCUCGCUUAUCCCCACCAUGACCUGGCUCAAAGACGAUGGAGAGCUCCCUGAUGAUGAGAGAUUAAUUGUGGACUCUGACAGCCUUACCAUCAAUGAUGUGACAGAGAAUGAUGCGGGCGUAUACACCUGCAUCAUGAACACCACUUUGGACCAUGAUUCAGCCAGCGCUGAGCUCACUGUUGUCGAGGCCACACCAACACCAGCUGUUGCCUACGAGAAACCUGACCCCCCAACUGACCUAGAGCUGACGGACAAGAAAAAGAGGAGUGUUCAGCUCACUUGGACCCCUGGGGAUGAACAUAACAGUCCUAUUAAGAAAUUUCUGAUCCAGUAUGAAGACUCGCUGCACAACCGAGGUCACUGGCAUAAUCUCACAGAGGUUCCUGGAACCAAGACGACAGCUCACCUCAAACUAUCCCCCUAUGUCCACUACACCUUCAGAGUUUUGGCCCUCAAUGCCAUGGGUUUCAGCCGUCCCAGCUUCCCCUCUAAAGUGUACAAGACAGAAGCUGCAGCUCCAGACGAGAACCCAACAGGUGUACAGGGAUUUGGAACAGAACAUGACAAUCUUGUAAUCUCAUGGAAGCCAUUGUCAGGCCUCCAAUCUAAUGGUCCAGGGCUUCAUUAUCGAGUGAUGUGGAGGCAGAAGGCAGUGGACAGUGAAUGGACCACAGUGACUGUGGCCAACAACUCCAAGUUUGUUGUGUCUGGAACGCCCACAUUUGUUCCAUAUGAGAUAAAAGUUCAGGCUGUGAACGACCAUGGGGCUGGACCUGACCCUGCUAUUGCCAUCGGCUACUCAGGAGAGGACUUUCCAGUAGCAGCUCCAGAAAAUGUCCAGGCUGUAGUGCUGAACAGCACUUUGGCAGAGGUGCACUGGGAUCCUGUGCCUCAUAGAUUAGUCCGGGGACAUCUCAAAGGAUAUAAGGUGACCUACUGGAGAAAGAACAACAUCCACAAACACAACCCCUAUCAUACAGAGAAGCUGUUCCUGGUCUUCAGUGGAAACCACAGCCACGGCAUGCUACCUGGUCUGCACCCCUUCACUCUCUACUCCGUCAAUGUCAGAGUUUUUAAUGGUAAAGGAGAUGGUCCUGUGAGCUCCGACCAGCACUUUGAGACACCUGAGGGAGUGCCAGGGGCUCCUACUUCCUUGGUGGUUACCAACUCAAACCAGGAUUCUUUAACUCUUGAAUGGAGUCCUCCUCAUGAUCACAAUGGACGUAUCACUGGCUACACCCUCAAAUAUCAGCCAGUCAAUAACUCCAAUGAGCUGGGCCCAGUGGAGGAGCUGGCCCUGCUCGCCAAUGAGACCUCAGUCACUUUGCCCAACCUCAAGUACAGCACACGCUACAAGUUUUAUUUGAAUGCGAAAACAGUCAGGGGAGCAGGCCCAGCCAUUUCUCAGGAAACUGUCACCAUCAUGGAUGAAGUUCCGAUAUCACAGCUUGACGUAGAUGUGGGCCAAGGAAACCAAACCUCUCAUCCCAUUGCACGGCCUCCUCCACAACAUCCAACCCAAAAGGCACGGCCUGCGAGUCCUUUCGGGAACCUUAGCUCCUCGGUUGGAGAGCACGGGGCCCUGAUCAGUUGGGAGUACUGGGGCUCAGGGAAAACCAUUUAUGUAGAAUACAUAGUAAAAAACAGUGAAGGUGAAGAGGAGUGGCAGAAAGAGCCUGUGAACGGCUCUCAGAACGUUACGCUGAAGGGCUUAAAGGGGGGCCUCUCCUAUAGGGUGCGUUUGGUGGCCAAAGGUCACCACGACCAGCCGCUCCACCACUCUGAGGAGCUGUUGGUCACGGUACCAGCUGUGGCGAGCAGACAGGUGGACAUUGCCACUCAGGGAUGGUUCAUAGGCCUCAUGUGUGCCAUCGCUCUGCUCAUCCUGAUCCUCCUGAUUAUCUGUUUCAUCCAGAGGAAUAAGGGAGGGAAAUACCCUGUCAAAGAGAAGGAGGACGCACACACAGACCCAGAGUUCCAGCCCAUGAAAGAAGACGACUGCACUUUUGUGGAAUACAGUGACAAUGAAGACCAUAAACCAUUAAAAGGGAGCCGCACACCGUCUAAUGGGACAGUUAAGAGAGAAGACAGUGACGACAGUUUAGUUGACUACGGGGAAGGAGGAGACGGACAGUUCAACGAGGAUGGCUCGUUUAUCGGCCAGUAUAGCGGAAAGAGUGCCAGCAGGGACACUGCUGAGGGCCACGAGAGCUCAGAGGCCCCAUCUCCCAUUACUGCCAUGAACUCCUUGAACUCAUUUGUGUAGCCAGUCAGUCCUUGCAGACCACUACGAGGUGCUGCACUGACUGCUCAAUCCCCACACCUCUCUUAGAGGGCUGUCCCAACAACGCAUGGCUUUAUGAUCACAUGUCCACAUGAAAUACAGACAACGCAUCAGAGACAUUUAUUUUCACUUGGAAAUCUUCGUGGAGAGGCUUGGAAACUGAUAGCUCAUUAUAUAGGAAGUAGCUCAAACAGUCAUAUGAUUUUAACAGUGCAUGAAAUACCUGAUAUUACCUAAAUCCAUAUAUAAAUUAACAGUUUGACAUUAACAAGUGUUGCAUUCUUGCUGUACCAGGAAUCUCUUACAGACUAUGCAGUGCUCAUCUGAACUAUAUUUGUUUUUGUUAUAUUAUCUACUAUGUUCAAAUAGUAAUCAGCAUCAACAGUGAAUGAAUAUUACUCAAUGUAUUUUUUCCAACACAGAAGCUUGUACAGGAAUCUGUAUUUAAUAAUGUAAUUAAUUCAUGUAAUUCCAUCAUGCAUUUACAGUGCACAAAGCAGUUCAUGUACAGUGUGUAUAUAUAUAAAUAUAAAGUGAACUAUCUGUAAAGUGAAUAUUGGGAGCAGUGCACACAGCAUGCUUGAGAUUGCUGCAUUGAUACAUCUUCAUCUGUCAUCACUCUGUCAAAUUAUAUAUCUGCACCUAUGAACGCAGAAGCUGAAGUGCUGCAUGGCAUGUCAAACGACCUUUGCCCUGCAUGUGACCUCCUCUUAUUGAGCUUGAUCUGAAGGCCGGUGGGAAACGCUGAUGGUGUGACAGCUUGUCUCUGUCCCUGCAGUGCUCCUUCAGCAGGUAGUGCCUUUUCUUUAAAAAAAAAACAAAAACAAAAAAAACAGUUCAGUUCUGAAGUCUCUUUCUGGGGUUCAGUGACUGGAACAGAGACAGUAGUAGGACUGCAGAAGUCGCAUCCAAGGAUGGAUAAGAUAAGCUUGAGAAGAGGGCCCUGUGGAGGGAGGAAUAAUUCAUACACUCUUGUCAUCUUUUUUUUUAAAGACUCCUCCCAAUGCCUAGAGACACUGGACUGGCUUUGAUACCUCCAAGAAGCUUAAACGUACCCACAUUGGAUCAGACUAAAACAUUAAAUUCUGCAAUCAUUAUGUACAGUACCUGAUUGUAUUCCUGCAGUGUAUGAAUGUAUGGAUAACUGUGAGUGUAUAGGUGUGUGUGUGUGUGUGUGCAGAUACAUUUCAUUAUUCAAUCCCAAUUAGGAAAAAAUGUUCACUUGUACUAACUACACUUGAGGGCCUUUGGAUGGGAUCAAGAUUUCUUUUCUCUUAACUUGCAUCAAGUUUUUUUUUUUUUUUAAAGAUAUGUAGAAUAUUUGUUGAAUUUGUAAAUACCUUCAUUGAUUGUACAGGGAUAAGCAGCUCAUAAGGCAGCCUAAGAGGCAGUAUUGUGCAUGAUAUGGUUUAACUUGUUGAUAGGACUGUAUUAAAUAUAGACUACUUGUAGAGGAUAUCUAUAUUCUUUUUUUCUUGCUGUGCCCAGUGUACAUUGUAUUGUAACUAACUGGACAGAAAAGUGCAUAUAAAUUUGAGUUCGUUUUCCGAUUUGCUUGUCAGCAAGUUAUAAAACUUUGGUAUUGUACAACAACCAUUAGGGUAUAGCUACCAUGUUAAUGGAUGCACAGAAUGAUAUUCUGAUUUGUAUUGGUUCUACGCAGUAUCAGUAUACUGCCAAAAUGAUGCUCUUUUCUGACAGUAUUGGAAAUGGUUUUGUAUUUAAGAAACAGAUUUGUACUAACAGAUACUUUCUUUGUCUCUAUUUAAGUUUAUCCUUUUAGUGCAAGUAUGAAAUUCAAGCUCCUGGAAAUAUAAUGAAUGAAUAAAUAAAUAUCUGCUUUAA